CAAGAGGCACACAAAUAUGGAAUACCUAAAUGUGAAAGGAGAAAAUAAAAAGUUUGAAGAGUAAUAGGAAUAAAAAAAAGAAGCUAGAAACAGAUAUCAAGUAAUACCGAAAUAUUAAAAGAAAGAAAAAGUGAAGUAAGAAGGGGAGAGGAGGAGAACUCUCGUGAACCGACGCCAAGCGAGGAUGUUGUGCUUGGAUAUGAAGCUGGUCUCUCGUUUGCGAGGGGUCUCGUUGACGAGUGGCUCGUCUACAAACGUGUCAGCCUCGGUGCCCUCCUCGUCGGCGACCUCGACCUCAUCGACGGCUGCCGGCGUGGAUAAGUGCAAACGAAGCAAAGGAAAAAGGGAGAGCACCUCGGCACCUGGGAACGGGAGCUCGGUGAUGGAGAGUGAUAGCGACGACGAAACAUUGGCCGUGCCGCAUGAGGCGAUACGCAGGAACAGGUCCAGAUCGGUUUGUGUGUCCGCGCUCUCAUCCGUGCACGCCAGGCAUCUACAUCGUCGCGCCAGCCAUCACGUGUCCACCACAGAUGCCAUUUCCAGGAGAGGUGUUCUCUCCAGGCGAUAUUAUGGCAGCGUCGAAAUGCUGCCGCAGAUCGAGCAAGACGGCAUUGACAAUGGAAGAAGGUUCCGAGUGGAGAACGGUGAUUCCCCCGGCGAAAAAGAGGAAAUGUUCGGAUCGCCAAGUACGCCAAUAUUGGAAAAUCCGGAGUACCAAACGCGUUGGUACUUCAAAUACUUUCUCGGAAAACUUUUAUACGAGAUGCAAAUAUGCAAUCUUCUUCACGAUCCUGACUUAAUGAUAGGAAGAAUCUUUUAUACACUUAGUGACUCAUUUACAGAGGAAGGUAGUCCAGGUUUUAAUAACUUCCUUGAAAUACUGGGCGAGAGAAUACAACUGAAGAACUGGGACAAGUAUCGAGGUGGUUUGGAUGUAAAAGGCGAUAUGACCGGGAAAGAAAGUUAUUACACGGUAUACGCGGGACACGAGGUGAUGUAUCACGUAAGCACGAUGCUUCCCUAUUCAAAGGAUAAUCCGCAACAGCUGGAGAGAAAACGGCAUAUCGGAAACGAUAUCGUUAACAUCGUUUACACAGACGACCCUAACGCGAUAGACACGUUCAACCCGAACUGCAUUAGAAGUCAAUUUACGCACGUGUUCGCCGUGGUAUCAGCUGAAGAAAACAGCAAAGCAUGGCGCGUAGCCAUUUACUGCGACGAAAGCGUACCUCUGUUCGGGCCGAGUCUACCUUGUCCGCCGGUGUUCGAGGACCCUUACAAUCUGCGAGAAUUUCUUCUUGUGAAGCUGAUCAACGGCGAAAAAGCCACAUUCAACACCCCAACGUUCGCCCAAAAAAGAGAAAGAACUCUCGAUGCUCUUCUGCGGGAUAUGUAUCAAGAACAUUCGCAGGAGAGUAAAAGCAACAAAGGAAAACCGAUCGAAUUUUCGCAGAGUAUGUUAAACCGACGAGCGUUGUCGGAUGUGGUGGAGGCUCCAGGUCGACGUCGCGAGGAGACGCGUGCUGUGGAGAUGGUGCGCGUCGGCCAGGCCCUCAAACUGGAAGUUAUUGUUAGAGGCUUGGCGCCAACGUCCUUGGCCACGGCUGGCCCAUUGAAGCCCAGACCGUGGGAACCGAGAUGCAUCUAUCCGGAUUUUCCUCACGAGGUUGUCUGCGGUGACGUCUGGCUCGAUAACAAGCUAAUCCUUGCUACUGAAAGCGGGACAUUUUUGGUUGAAGAUAGUCUAUCGCACAGAUUAAUAUUCGACGAGUCCGUGCAAAUUAAACAGCUGGACGUGGUCGAACAACACGGGAUAUUGUUGUUUCGCGCCGGCGACAAAGGCAAGGAGAGCAACGUGUACGUUUUUCGUCUGAGGGAGUUCGAUAACAAUACCGUGAACAGGACCACAGAUCUCCCGAAUGAUCGUGAAGAGGAUCAAGAGUACGAGGACAACGGGGACGACGAUGACGUAGACGACGACGUAGACGAAAGCGAAGAGACCGAUUUCGACAGUUUCACGCGAGCCACUUCUAAAUUCAAGCCCGCGAUAAGACGCACUCGUACUCACGUGCGUCCUUUGGCAGUCAGGGGACGAACUCACAUAAAAGAUAGAAGGCUUCCGAGGACUCGCGGGUGUCAUUUGUACACUAUUACUAUGCCCGGUGGCUCACAUCUACGUAUGUGCGUGGCGGUUGGCCGACGUUUAACAGUUUUGCAAUGGAAGCACAGUGCAGCAUGGACGGCGUGGUGUUCCGCUGCAGAUACAGACACUAUAGAUGGUUUCGUGCACCUGAAAGAGUUCAAUGCCAGCGAGACACCAUCGUUAUUGACAAUAUUGGAAAACCCUGAUGUAAAUAACGAAUGGACUCUUUGCUGUGGUAUUCGGCACCAUUUCGAGUUGAUCUCGGCCUCCGGAAGCAGCAGAAUCCUUCAUGUCGAAGGAACACCGAAGCCGCACCUAGUGGCUGCCUUGGAUCUUUGCGAGGACGAAGAACCUGAACUUCUGCUGUGCUACAACAAUAUGUGCCACUUUCAGAAACUCUUAGAAGAAACUACCUCAGAACCCACAGAGUUCGAUUUCAAUUGGAAUUCCGUGCCGGCAGCAAUAGCUUGUGCCUUUCCCUAUGUGAUCGCGUUCACGAACGACACGAUGGAGAUACGAUUGAUAAUAAACGGGAAUCUGGUGCAUACAAUCGCCAUGCCGAAUCUAAAUCUGAUCACUUCAAAGCAGGACAUAUACUUCUCAACGACAGCACCGGAGUUUCUACCGGGAAAGUGCGAGAGGAUCCGACUGGACUCGAAACCUUCGGACAAGGAGGAACCGGUUUCCAGUCCGCCACCUCUCGCGCAAUCAUCGUCCUCUCGAUCCAAUCUGCAAAACAAUCAGGGCGACUGGAAACCGAUAAGAAUCUAUCAGAUUCCGUUACAAACACUGUCGAGGAGCACGUUAUCGACCUGUACGCAACGUCGGUGUCCAAGUCCGGCUGAACCGGAAAUCAUCUCCACGCCACCGACCACCGACAAGACGUUCCUCACUGUCGAGCCUCACAGAGCAUUGAGCAGAUCCUGCAGCAGUAGCCCGACACCAACGCCGACGAACGCGAUUCCGCCGCGAUUCAGAAAAUAAAUUUAAGUCGUCUUCGUGAUGUUUUAUUUGGCUGGCUGAGAAUUAUAGGGGCGUUGUAACGAUAUUUCGCAGCUGUACCUGAAGCUCGUGCCUCGGUAGGAUUGACGGCCGAUAGAGUGCAUGAGUUCUAUGCGUUGAAAAGUGUAGCUAGGAUUUACUGCCGUUGCAAAGAGUACUGGAGACAAGUUUGCUAUAAUAGACCGAUGAUUAAUCAUACUUGCAAAAAGUGCCCUUGGCGUCUUUUAAGCAUAAAAAACUGUUCGGUUAUAUGUGAUUCCUGUUUUUCUUUUCAUUUUAUACGGUACGAAGGCGCUUUUUUAUGAAGCUUGAUCUUAAGAACUUACGUGAGAGUUUACCUGAUUGCCGACACAUUGCGGACGGAUAAUUAUACGUACAUACGUAUAUACUACUCUUUAUCUAAACAGAUAAAAACUAUGAGGACAAAUAGGAAAUUACUUUUGAAAGAGUAACAAAUAAGAACGGUAAGCGUCGCUAAAUAGGAAAUUAUUUUUGGAAGUGGUUGCUUCAACUU
Messenger RNA from Ceratina calcarata, 3659 nucleotides. Its product is annotated as GTPase-activating Rap/Ran-GAP domain-like protein 3. The record is from RefSeq and is a predicted model, not a curated record. Gene Ontology annotation, biological process: regulation of small GTPase mediated signal transduction. Gene Ontology annotation, molecular function: GTPase activator activity. The coding region runs from base 185 to 3127 and encodes 980 amino acids. The transcript is spliced from 14 exons. NCBI's taxonomy places the organism in Eukaryota, Metazoa, Arthropoda, Insecta, Hymenoptera, Apidae.